AUGAGCAAUCGCAGAGGCCGCCAGCAAGGGAAUGCGAAAGGUGCGGCUCGUCGAAAUGCUGACAAUAAAAAGGUCUACGCAUUCCCCCUCCCCCUCUUCCUUGAAGCUCCAUCAGAUAUCCCGUAUCCUAGGAAAUGCAUCACAGACUGCUUAGGGCUUUUCGGGUAUUCUGCACAACGCAUCUCAAAACCUCAUUUAGAAGGCAUUCUCGAUGCACCAUCUCGUUCAGUAUGGAUUUCAAAUACCAAGGAUGCUAUGAUACUCUGGCGACGAGGUUUCUUUGGAAAGGGUAAUCUGUCCCGCAGUGAACCAAGCUGGUUGGCUCGCCAGAUUAAUCAACAGAAAUCCAAGGCUAUUGGAAAAAUGACUGCUGAAGAAGUGAGAGAGAAGAGGCGCAUGGAGCGUAAACAAUUUAAAUUGGACAGAGCCCGAGCGAUUGCCGAGGCAGCAUUGGAAGCUGAGAAAGCAUUUGCUGCUACUGGCGAGGUCCUGGCAGAGUCGAGUGUGGUUAUUCCAUCUGCUGCCACUUGGAAGCCUUCACCGGCUUCGGACUCCAAUCCUGACACUGAACUUCCCUUACAAUCUGGCACUCCUCCAACACUAGGGGAACAGCUUACGGAUGAGCAGGGCGGUGACAUUUUAGACGAGGAUCUGAAAGAUAUGGAACAUUUGCAGCUCACCUUACAAGAAGCGUUCUUUCUAAUAUGGACUAUGGACUGCUUGACUAUCGCAGACCCGAGCACGGGGAGCUCUCUAAACCUGCAGCAAAUAUGGAGAGCAUUUCAAGCUAUCUACUACCCCUCAUUCUUCGUCUCCCGAUCUCUCGACGCUUUUCUCUCUCGAUUCGACAACCCCUUUCUCAUCCACUACGUCGUUUUUCACCACUACCGCUCGCUUGGCUGGGUGUUGAAAAACGGCAUCAAGUUUUGCGUUGAUUACAUGCUCUAUAAGCGCGGUCCUGUCUUUUCUCAUGCCGACUUUUCCCUCGUGGUAUGUCCGGUCUAUGAAGAUCCCUCCGAUCGGGAAGGCUCGCCGUUCGACCUCCAGAAUGUCGGCCCAUUCACCUGGUCCUGGCUGAGCACAAUCAACCGCGUUAAUUCCCAGGUGCAGAAGACGCCUGUCCUGACAUAUGUGACGAUUCCCGCAAUGUCUCGCCUCCCAUCGGAUAUCUUGUCAUCACCUGCCUGCCUUGAACAUUACACAAUUCGUGAGAUUGUCGUUCGACGCUUCAUCCCAGCACGCAUGCGUGAUUAG
Molecule: messenger RNA, 1254 nt
Organism: Fomitiporia mediterranea MF3/22
Lineage: Eukaryota; Fungi; Basidiomycota; Agaricomycetes; Hymenochaetales; Hymenochaetaceae
Exons: 5
Coding region: 1-1254 (417 amino acids)
Biological process (GO): tRNA splicing, via endonucleolytic cleavage and ligation; tRNA-type intron splice site recognition and cleavage
Cellular component (GO): tRNA-intron endonuclease complex
Molecular function (GO): nucleic acid binding; tRNA-intron lyase activity
Source: RefSeq, a predicted model, not a curated record